This is a messenger RNA of Hyaloperonospora brassicae, 771 nucleotides long. Lineage: Eukaryota; Oomycota; Peronosporomycetes; Peronosporales; Peronosporaceae. The record is from the annotation of a GenBank genome assembly.
AUGACCGAACGGAUCCCACCACCGGCGACCGACGAGACGCGGGCGGUGAAUAAGUUACCGCAGAAGAAGUUCUAUCGCGCGCGUGCGCAUUGUAACCCAUUGUCGCAUAACGACUGCUUUGACUAUCCGUCGACACCGACUGCUAUGGACUGGUCGAGUCACUUCCCGGGCAUUGAAAAUCCGAGCGUCGACUUUUUGGAUAUCGGGUGUGGCUUUGGUGGACUCACAGUGAAACUCGCCGAGCUGUUUCCCGACCGAGUGACGCUGGCGCUUGAGAUCCGUGCCAAGGUGACCGAGUACGUGCGUCUGCGUAUUGAAGCGCUGCGGGCCGAGCACCCGGAGCAGUUUCAGAACGUGUCUGUGCUGCGCACAAAUGCCAUGCGGUACCUACCGCACUACUUUGGAAAGGGACAAAUCCGCAAACUGUUCUUUUGCUUCCCGGACCCGCAGUUCAAGACGCGGCUGCACCGGCGCCGCAUUGUCCACACGCCGCUACUUGCCGAAUAUGCCUAUUUGUUGGCUCCUGGUGGUAUCUUGUACACUAUCACGGACGUGGAAGAACUACACGAGUGGCACGUGGACAAGUGCUCGACUCACCCGUGUUUCACGCGCGUUCCGGAUAGUGAGUUGGAUGCUGAUCCGUGCGUGAAGGCCAUGACGGAGGAGACGGAAGAAGGCAAGAAAGUUGCUCGUGGUGGCGGCAAAAAGUAUGUGGCAGUGUUUCGACGGAAGGCCAACAAAGAUGUUGCUACUGACAAUCUCUUUUGGUGA